AUGAAGCGCGAUGGGAAGGAAGGGACGAAGGAAAAUCCUGACCACCUGCAAAAAUGCCAAAUGGUGACACAGAACUACCACGAAAAAGGGGCAAAUGAGGAAGAAAAACAAAAGAGGCAAAACAAACACGAAGAGAAAAUGGAAAAAUUUACCAAAAACGAACAAAUUCCCUUUGAUGAAUUGUCCACUUCCCGGGGAAACACCAACAAUGCCGAAUCGAAGCGGAAUCUGCAGAACCUCCUGGGGUCAUACUACUCCAGUGAUGAAGAAAGCGAAGGGGAGUCCCAACAGGAACAGGACCUCACUCAGGAAGGUGCCACUUCCCAAACGGGCAAACAUCAGGUGGACAAUCAAAGCGAUAGCGACGCUGAGGGUGGGGAUAACACUGAUAGUAUUAGUGAUAGUCUUUCCGAUGAGGAAGGUGAAGCGUGCCAGGGAAAGAAACAAACUGAACAAAGUACAGGCAAUCACGGGAAGACGAUAAAGGAAAAGGAGGAAGAACCCCCCCUACCGAUGGGAAGUAAUCCCCACGGAGAAGAAACCAAAACGAAUUACGAAGAGGAAGAACCAGCCAGCCAACUCCAGAAUGAUAAAAAAAAAAGACGCACUUCCCCCCCGUUACCGAAUAAGUGGCAAAAAACAAGUCACACCGCAAGUGAAAAUAAAUCCGCGCACACUGUUGGAAAAAUUAAUUACAAUGUGAAAAAUUCGCAAAGUUCAUUCCAUAGGGGAUAUAACGUAAAUCCCAAUUGGGGAACCAACCCUACGCAAACAAACUAUCACCAACCCCCAUUGGACAGUAAAAGCUUUUUUCAUAAUGCCCAUUCAGGUGCAGGCAGGCAGUACCCAUAUGAUGUAAAUAGCCAAUAUUUGUAUAACUGCGGCGCACCUAUCCAUCCGAAGGGAAACCUAAACAACCUGUCCCUCACCAACUUUGGCUACUCAACAAAAAAAGAAAUUAACGUGGAUCUGCAGAACAUCCCUGUGAUAGAUCAGAGACAAAUUCUGAGGGACUGGAAACCCACCAUCCCAGAGGAAAAAAAAAAAAGUCAGAAAUAUGAUAUAAAAACCAAGGUGUACAAUGCGGCGAGCAACACCUUCGAUAAGGUAAUCAUUCACGGGAAUAAACAGAAGCGAAAACAUCAGAUAAACUGGCUAGCAAAAGAAGCUGUGGAAAAGGAAUAUGAAAUUUUGCAAAAAACAAAUUACAGCAAAAGAAGGACCACAAACGAUAAAUAUGGGUGGUAA
Plasmodium coatneyi is the source of this 1248-nucleotide messenger RNA. RefSeq lists its product as uncharacterized. The transcript has a single exon. NCBI's taxonomy places the organism in Eukaryota, Apicomplexa, Aconoidasida, Haemosporida, Plasmodiidae. The record is from RefSeq and is a predicted model, not a curated record. The coding region runs from base 1 to 1248 and encodes 415 amino acids.